Messenger RNA from Sphaerodactylus townsendi, 1794 nucleotides. It is a transcript of the gene MTFR2, whose product is annotated as mitochondrial fission regulator 2. Gene Ontology annotation, biological process: aerobic respiration; mitochondrial fission. The transcript is spliced from 9 exons. Gene Ontology annotation, cellular component: mitochondrion. The record is from RefSeq and is a predicted model, not a curated record. NCBI's taxonomy places the organism in Eukaryota, Metazoa, Chordata, Lepidosauria, Squamata, Sphaerodactylidae. The coding region runs from base 238 to 1425 and encodes 395 amino acids.
CAUCCUGGUGCUCGCCUGCUGACGGUUGGGCUUCCAAUCUGCUGGGCUGGCAGAACGCUAUUGCGGAAGCGCCAUGACUGACUGCAGGAUGAGAGACAGACUUGGGACAAAAUCUGAAACUGUGAAAUAGAGCUCUUUCAAUUAGGAUCGCCCUGAAAUGGCAGACCACUGAACUCUUUAACUGCGGUAGAUGCUUACUAAAUUAUUCUGGCAUUUAGUUAAUGCAUUGUUUUUUAAAUGUCUCUGCUACUGAGCCUCUUAAGACAACUGUUGGAAUAUUAUGGUGUGCCACCUGAAGUGGUCUUACAAAGAUGCGAAAUUUGUCUUUAUCGUAUUGCUCGAAUGUUCAGAUCUCAUCAUCCUUUAAAUACAUUUUCUGAAAUACUCUUCCAGCAGUUGCGUGCCAUCUCAAGAAGCUAUUUGAUGUCCUGGUCUUGGGAAACAAAGAAAUAUGGAUCUACUCGAAGUUUUGUUCGCAGACUGGGAAAAAUUAUUUCGCUAGCCCCUUAUCCAAGGGCUCACAUUCAGUUGGUCCGGUGUCUAAAUUCCUUGGACUCCAUGGAACAUAGCAUUGUUAGUUCUGUUACACCCUCCCUUGCUGACGUUUUGUGGAUUCCAAAUGGUAAUGGAGAGUCAUCUGCUAGAUUUAGAUUUGAUGAACAGGCAGAAUCUGUGCUUCUAUCUGCAGCAUCUUCAAAAAGAACAGCACCGAAAGCAAUUGUUGAGAAUGGGAAUGCAAUCAAAAAAAUUUCUGCACUGGAGGAAGAGUUAAGUCACCUCCGUGCACAGAUUGCUGCAAUUAUUUCAGUGCAUGGAGCAAGAAGUUAUCAUUCAUUAGGUUCAGAUACAGUGAAUUCAUCAAAUACUCCCUGGAGUACUUUUCCACAGUCAGCGAUGACUUCCACACCAGCUUCUAUUUCGCCUUGUACCACAGUCAUUCCACCACCACCACCACUUCCAGAUGCACUUCCAUCUCAACGUGACCCCCAUAUUUCAACAACUGAACUAAUAAAACAACGUCGAGCUGCAAAUAAGAUCAAAGAUGUUAACGGUGGAGCUAGAUGCCAGAAGGCUGAGGGUGUUCCCAGUAUGACAGAUGUUCUGAAGGAUAUAAAUAAGGUCAAAUUAAGAGCUAUUGAGAGGUCGCCUGGAGGUACACCUUUACCCAAAACCAAGAAAGUAAAUAGAUUACAGUGGGAUCCAGCUGCUUUAAUAGCCAAAGCUCUGAAAGAGAAAUUUGCAGCCCACAGCAGUUAUGAUGAUUCAUUUGAUAAAGAGAACAGAUCCUCUGAUGCUUCUCCAUUUUCCAGUCCAGAGACCCCAGUAAUUGGCCAUCACAUUUUGAAGCCUAAUACCAAACAAGCACGGAUUAAAGCUGAGGAAUUCAAACAAGUAUCAGCUACAAGAGCAAGAACUCCUGUUUAGAUCCCUGUUGUAGAAUUUUUGGAACUGUUUAGCAUAGUUGUAUCUGGCAAAGCUGCUUUGUCUUCAUUUCAGUUUGUAUGGCGCACGCAGAAUCUUUUAAAUAAUUUUAUGUGAUGUAUUCCAGCAGUCAGCUCUGUUAACGAGGCAUUUGUUUUGUAUAAUAUUUUAUCAGCUGGGACACUUUUGGUUUUAUAUAAAUGUUUUAGGCUGGCAUGCAACAUUUCAGUGGGAUGAGUGAAAAUAUUUCAAGAGAAUAGAAACAAAAUGUAGACUUUAGAGAAUGGAAACAAAAUAUAGAUGUGGAUCCUUUGGAAUGUAUAAUUAUCCAGUUGAAAUGUUAAUUAGAUUAAUAUUAAGAUACAAACAGUU